Molecule: messenger RNA, 2226 nt
Organism: Medicago truncatula (barrel medic)
Lineage: Eukaryota; Viridiplantae; Streptophyta; Magnoliopsida; Fabales; Fabaceae
Product: disease resistance protein RPV1-like
Exons: 4
Coding region: 1-2067 (688 amino acids)
Biological process (GO): defense response; signal transduction
Molecular function (GO): ADP binding; ATP hydrolysis activity
Source: RefSeq, a predicted model, not a curated record
AUGGAGACAGCGUUUGUUGCAGGAAUCGGACCAUUGUUAGCAGUACCAGAAGUGCCUGCUGCAGUACUAGGAGUGAAAAACGGUGGAAGUCCAUACGAAAACCCAGUCGGCAUAACGAAGCGAGCAUCAGUAGAUGCAGUUGGGAUCACACUUGUAGUUAUAGGGCUGAAAUGGCAUGUUUUGGAACUAGGCUCUAGUCCAGGACCAAUAUCAGAAUCUGUAAGGAUUCAUGAUGUGUUCUUAAGUUUCAGGGGAGUGGAUACUCGUUCUACGUUCGUUUCACAUCUAUAUACAGCUCUUCGAAAUGCUGGAAUUAAAGUUUUUCAAGACGAUAGUGGGCUUCAAAGAGGAGAUUACAUUUCAACAUCAUUAUUCCGUGCAAUUGAAGAGUCUCAAAUUUCUUUAAUUGUUUUCUCAAAAAACUAUGCCAAUUCAAAAUGGUGUUUGGAUGAAUUGGAAAAAAUAAUGAAGUGUUACAGAACCAUAGGACAAAAGGUUGUGCCUGUGUUCUACCAUUUAGAACCAUCUGAAGUGCGCCAUCAGACAGGAGAGUUUGGAAUAUCUUUUCAUAGUCUUUUGUAUGAACUGCUUCCGCAGACAAGUAUGUUUCGAAGCUAUAAUAUAAGAUUUUUGACCACCAAAAUUUGGAACAAGAAGAAAUUUACGCAAGAUUGGAGAGAGGCUCUUCGUCAGGCAGCUAGCAUUGCAGGGUUUGAAAUACUCAAGUCACGGAAUGAAAGUGAGUAUAUCAAAGCUAUUGUUGACCACAUUUCAGACUUGUUGAAUAAGACAGACUUGUUUAUUUCGGAUAACCCUGUGGGAAUUCAAUCUCGAGUGAAAGAUGUGAUUAACUGUCUAGACUUCGGAUCAAACGGUGUUCAACUAGUAGGGAUGUGGGGUAUGGGGGGAAUUGGCAAAACAACCAUUGCAAAAGCUGUUUACAAUAAGAUUGGCCGCGAGUUUGAAGGUAGGAGCUUCCUUGCAAAUAUUAGGGAAGUUUGGAAGCAAGAUGGUAGACAAAUGGGUUUACAAGAACAACUUUUAUUUGAUAUCUGUAAAGAAAUAACCAAAAUAUCAUACAUUGACAAGGGAAAAAACACAUUAAAGGAUAAACUUUGCGGUAAAAGAGUACUUAUUGUACUUGAUGAUGUGAGUACCCUAGACCAACUGAAUACUUUAUGUGCAAGUCGUGAAUGGUUUGGCAAAGGGAGUGUAAUAAUCAUCACAACAAGAGAUUUGGUUUUACUCAGAGGGAGAGUUGACAGAAUAUACAUAAUGACAGUAAUGAAUGAAAGUGAGUCAAUUGAGCUUUUUAGUUGGAAUGCAUUCAAGCAAGCGAGACCCAAAGUAGAUUUUUCUGAAAUUUCCAUGAAUGUGGUUAAGUAUUCUGGAGGGUUGCCGCUAGCUCUGGAAGUCCUUGGGCGUUAUUUGUUUGCUAGAGGGGUAACAGAAUGGCAACGUGUAUUGGAGAAACUCAAAAGAAUUCCUAAUGAUCAAGUGCAGAAGAAGUUAAGAAUAAGUUAUGAUGAUUUGGAAGAUACUGAUGAGCAAGAAAUAUUCCUUGACAUAGCUUCUUUCUUAAUUGGAAUGGACCGAAAUGAUGUUAUACUCAUAUUAAAUGACUGUGGACUUCAUGCAGAAAUUGGAAUAAGCGUCCUUGUUGAGAGAAGCCUUGUGAGUGUUGAUGAUAAGAACAGGCUUGGAAUGCAUGAUUUGCUGCGAGAUAUGGGAAGAGGAAUUGUUCAUGAGGAAUCACCAAAGAGUCCUGAGAAGCGUAGCAGGUUGUUGUAUCCGGAGGAUGUGAUUGACGUAUUAUCAAAACAAACUGGAAAAGAAAGUGUUAUGGGACUGGCUUUGAAGUUGCCUAAAGCUAAUAAAUACUGUAAAGCAAUGAAAACUUUUAGAGAACGCCAAUGUCCAUCUUCUGUGGAACGAAUCCAGGGUAUUACACUUCAUGACGCACUUCAUUUUAGUUUUUCACACUUCAUGACUUAUUUUCACUUUUUAUAUUUAUGGCUGAAAUUUAAAUUAAAAAAAAAAUACCGACGAUUGAAGUUAAAUCUCUAAAUAAAUUUUAUUUGCUUUUAAUUAGUGUACACCAUUUUGAAAGCUACUUCAACUACUACACCGGUGUAAAUGUUUUAUUUUCUAUUCUCAUUCAUGGUUAGUGAUACAUUGUAAUUGUUUCUAUUUACUUUUUGAAGUCUGACCAAGUUUCUCCAUUAU